This is a messenger RNA of Microthlaspi erraticum, 3036 nucleotides long. The record is from the annotation of a GenBank genome assembly. Lineage: Eukaryota; Viridiplantae; Streptophyta; Magnoliopsida; Brassicales; Brassicaceae.
AUGGCUCCACGAAAACCCACCUCCGAAGAGCAACAAGAAGAAUUACGCCAGAUGUUGGAAACGUUUACUAGUGGUCUACAUGAUGCACUCCUCCACGCCGUGGAACGUGCGUUAACUACGACCCAAUUGCAGAGAAUCAACCAUCGUCAUGAUAUUCAUCGAGAUAAUCAAGGAGAACACACUCGUCAAGAUACUCGUCUCGAUACUGUCCGCAACAACUCUGCGUCCCGCUGGGAAACAGGAUUCAGGCUUGAUAUUCCAGAGUUUUCGGGAUCUCUUAACCCUGAAGAGUUCAUUGAUUGGCUGCACAUGGUGGAAGAGUUAUUGGAGUUUAAACAGGUUCCUGAUGAGAUGCGAGUUGCCUUGGUUGCUACUCGUUUCAAAAGCCGUGCUAUGGCUUGGUGGCAACAACUUAAAGAAUCGAGACGGCGUGCCAAUAAAGAUCGAAUCGACUCAUGGGAACAAAUGAAGAAACAUAUGCGUAGAAGCUUUCUUCCUUUUAACUACGAGCGAACAUUGUAUAACAAGUUGCAGAACUUACGACAAGGGACACGAACUGUCGACGAUUAUGCCUCUGAUUUCUUCCAUAUGACUGCACGCAUGCCUUCCAUCGAAUCAGAAGACCAACUGAUCUCUCGUUUUAUUGGCGGUUUGCGUUCCCAAUUACAGGUAGCUCUUCAGCAAUUUAACCCAGUCUCUGUUUCAGAAGUUCAUCAACGUGCCAUAGCCAUGGAAACACAGCUUCGUUCGACAUGGUCUGCAUCUUCUGCCCGCUCCCGUUUUACUCCCCAAGCGAUUGGUGAUGCUUCUCUCGGGUCACCGUCUGAUCUCGCGGCAACUCGUCUGAAGUUACCAAAUCAAAUCCAAUUACAGAGACGAUUGCAAAUUCACGACCUGCUCGUCCCAAUGCAUUACGAUGCUUUUCGUGUGGUGAAAGAGGUCACAUUCAAACUUCUUGUCCAAGAAACAACAAGCGAGGCUUACUGCUCCAAGAGACCGAUGAAUUGGAGCCACGUUUUGAUGAGUAUGAUUCUGACUCCAAGGAUGACACCAUCGAAGAAGUUAUUCAUGGAGAUACUGGUCUCAAUUUGGUUCUUCGACGCAACUGUUUGCUUCCUCGAGCUUCACAAGAGUCUUGGCUGCGAUCUACAUUCUAAGGAUGCAGUUGUCAAACUCGGCCUCAAAACAACACCACAUCCUUCGCCUUACCCAUUAGCGUGGCUAAACAACAACACCGAGAUGCGUGUUACUCAGCAAGUGAUGGUGGCGUUUUCUAUUGGCAACUACAAAGAUAGUGUUUGUUGUGAUGUUGUUCCUAUGGACGCUUGUCACCUUCUGUUAGGACGUCCAUGGCAGUUCGAUCGUGAUGCUACUCAUAAAGGGCGUACCAACACUUACAGCUUUGUUAUGGGGGAUCGAACUAUCACGUUACUUCCCUCCAAAGAACAACCAGAGUCUUGUGUGCUUUCUCAACAUGAGUCCAUCACAAAACCCAAAGUGAGUUCUUCUCAAUCUCUUUUGCUCUUACCUAAAGCUGCUUUUGAGACAGAAUUGAAGACAUCAGACGUAGUAUGGGCAUUGAUCUCUUCUCCAACAACAAGUGAGGCUUCUCCUAGCAUACCCGAAGCUUUUCAGCCUUUAUUUGAUCAAUUUGCAGACGUCUUUCCCGAUGAUCUUCCUCGUGAAUUACCUCCACUCCGUGAUAUUCAACACCAUAUUGAUUUGGUGCCUAAUGCAGUUUUGCCGAAUCGACCGCACUACCGUAUGAGCCCACAAGAGCAUGAUGAGUUACGUCGUCAAGUUGAAGAACUUCUCCACAAAGGGCAUAUCCGAGAGAGUUUGAGCCCUACCGCUGUUCCCGCUUUGUUGAUUCCAAAGAAAGAUGGUUCUUGGAGAAUGUGUGUUGAUAGUCGUGCUAUUAACAAAAUUACGGUCCGAUAUCGUUUCCCGAUUCCUCGCUUGGAUGAUCUCUUGGACCAGAUUGGACGUGCUUCUAUCUUUACCAAACUGGAUUUAAAAAGCGGUUAUCAUCAAAUCCGUAUUCGACCUGGUGAUGAAUGGAAGACAGCGUUUAAAACCCGUGAAGGUCUCUUGAAUGGAUGGUUAUGCCGUUUGAGUCAUUUACAACACUUGGCUGAGGUCCUUCAUGUCUUGCGCCGUGAUAAGCUGUUUGCAGCUAGGAAGAAGUGUCUUUUUGGUGCGUCACAGGUUCUCUUUCUGGGCUAUAUCAUCUCCGAUAAAGGCCUCCAAGUGGAUCCUAGCAAAGUGGAAGCAAUUAAAUCUUGGCCGACUCCGCGUUCUAUCACUGAGGUGCGAAGUUUCCAUGGUUUGGCCUCUUUUUAUCGACGGUUUGUCCAUCACUUUAGUGAUAUUACUGCACCAUUAACUGAUUGCAUGAAGGGUUCUUCAUUUAAGUGGACUCCAGAAGCUGCCCUCGCCUUUGAAACUAUCAAACAGAAACUGGUUUCAGCUCAAAUUCUAGCUUUACCUGAUUUUUCUGUGGUUUUUGAGUUACACUGUGAUGCUUGCAAGCUAGGAAUUGGAGCUGUCUUAAGUCAACACGGACGUCCGGUCGCAUUCUUUAGCGAGAAGAUCGCUGGAUCUCGAGCUCGUUAUAGCACUUAUGAUGUUGAAUUCUAUGCUAUCAUUCAAGCUAUCAAACAUUGGCGUCACUAUCUCUUUCAUCAAGAGUUUAUUCUCUAUACUGAUCAUGAUGCCUUAAAACAUCUAGGCAGCCAAGAGAAGAUUUCUGCUAGACAUGCUUCAUGGAUUGCCUAUUUACAGCAAUUCACUUUCGUCAUAAAGCAUCAAUCGGGUCGUACAAAUAAAGUUGCAGAUGCUCUCAGCAGGCGUCAUACUUUACUGGCUACAUCUGCAGCUUCAGUAACAGGAUUCUCUACGUUUGCAGAGUUAUAUCCAGUUGAUCCUUUUUUUGGACCCAUUUGGAAUCUCCUGCAACAAGAACGUCAUCCUGAUUUUCUGUUACAAGAUGGAUUCAUAUUUCGUGAUACAAAGCUUCUGCAUACCUUCUUGUAG